AAAGACGCUCUCCAGAGUUCACGAUCCACGAUGCAGUGUUUUGCAUGGCUCUGGAGCGGAAGGUACGCUCGUUGCAAUCUUACGGACACAUUAACCGCGAUAUCGAACGUUUUACUCGAAAAAAUCGACGAUCGAUUCAACAAUUUUCCAAGCUACGGUCGUCCUUGAUUCGAACCGUUUGUUAAAUUCCUCGAUAGGGACGAUUUCGCGCCAGGGCCACCCAGAUAAUCGCACCCAGCGAUAUUGUUCAUUGUUUAGAAAAACGUCUCUAGCAACGAUGAGAUGUAUAUUUAGAGUUGAGACUUGGAUUGCGGCCAUAGAAUUCAAAUUGUUCAAUGCCGCAUGAAAGUUUUUAACAUACCUUCACAUCAAUGACUUCAACUUCUUCGGAGCUAUGGAUUCUCAAAAGAAGAUGGGUCCUUCGGGAAAGUCAUCCAAUACCCCCGUUCCAAGCGACCAAGGCACUGCCACUCUCAUCGUCAUGAUAGCAGUCCUGCUGAUUAUCGUCCUGUUCUGCUGCUUCUCGGCGCCAGGCAUACGAGGGCUGUGCAAAAGAUACAUUUUCAGAACCUGCGACAUAGACGAUCCCGAUCUAGAUAACG
Messenger RNA from Leptinotarsa decemlineata (Colorado potato beetle), 602 nucleotides. RefSeq lists its product as uncharacterized. NCBI's taxonomy places the organism in Eukaryota, Metazoa, Arthropoda, Insecta, Coleoptera, Chrysomelidae. The record is from RefSeq and is a predicted model, not a curated record.